Molecule: messenger RNA, 3722 nt
Organism: Gossypium raimondii (Peruvian cotton)
Lineage: Eukaryota; Viridiplantae; Streptophyta; Magnoliopsida; Malvales; Malvaceae
Product: C2 and GRAM domain-containing protein At1g03370
Exons: 10
Coding region: 230-3253 (1007 amino acids)
Source: RefSeq, a predicted model, not a curated record
CGCGAAAAGGGCAAAGCAAUAGCAAAUUGCAAUUUGUAACAGACAUGGAAGAAGGGGAAUUGACAAUGAUUAGAAGGAAAUAAUAAAAUGGCGGCAUUGUUCAUUCUUGGGUAUUCUUGCUUGUAUCAAUGACGGAAACAGUGUUGAUCAGAAUUGGAUUGGGGGAGUAAUAGCAAAUUUGGAUCAUCUUUCGAUUGAUCCCUGAAAUAAAACCUAUAAUAAAAGAAAAAUGAAGCUUGUGGUGGGCGUAAUUGAAGCAAGAAACAUACCGGCAAUGAAUUUAAACGGCGUCAGUGAUCCAUACGUGAAGCUUCAGGUAGGAAAAAAGAGGUAUAGGACCAAAGUGGUGAAGAAGACGUUGAACCCAAGUUGGGGUGAGGAAUUCAUUUUCAAAGUAGAGGAUUUUAAGGGGGAGCUUCAAAUCUCUGUGUUGGAUGAGGAUAAGUUCUUCAAUGAUGAUUUUGUGGGGCAUGUUAAACUUCCAAUUUCCCAGGUUUUUGAUGCUCCCCAGAAAUCUCUCGGCACUGUUUGGUAUCCCCUCCACCCCAAGAACAAUAGGUCCAAGAACAAGGAUUUGGGUGAAGUGCUUUUAAAUAUCUAUUUUCAACAAAAGAGUUCUUCCAUGGACAUGAGUUGUAAUGGUGAUAAUGCAUCAUCAUCAUCAACCUGCCCUUCUCCUUUGAGACUAGAAGAUAGCGUGUCUUCCAAGGAAGAGAAGGAUAAAUCAUUCAAGGAAGAGAAAGAGAAAUCAUUAUCACAAAAAUCCCUAGCAGGUCGUAUUGCUCAAAUCUUUAAUAAAAAUUCUGACACUGCUGUGGCUAGCUCUACUGCUGGCAUUGAUUUGACUGAGAUGCCUGAAAAUUCAAAAGCUGAUGUUGCUGAUGAGAAGCCUGAUGAUCAAUCAUCCUCUGUGUCAUUUGAGGAAGCAAUGAAAACAAUGGAAUCUAAAGAUCAGGGAAGUGAAAUUCCAAGCAAUUUACCUGGAGGAGUUCUUGUGGAUCAACCAUAUGUGGUUUCGCCUGCAGAGCUAAACUCUCUACUUUUUUCAUCUGAUUCAAGUUUUCCUAAGUCAUUAGCUGAGAUGCAAGGAUCAAAGGAUCCACAGCUAGGGCCUUGGAAAUUUGAAGAUGGUGAUUCCAGCUUGAAAAGAGUUUAUACUUACAUCAAGGCACCAACCAAAAUAAUUAAGGCUACAAAAGCCACCGAGGAGCAAACGUAUCUAAGAGCUGAUGGGAAGAGUUUUGCCGUUCUAGUAGUUGUGAGCACUCCCGAUGUUCCAUAUGGGAGCACCUUCAAAACUGAAUUGCUGUACUGCAUUACUCCUGGGCCUGAGCUUCCAUCUGGAGAACAAUCUGCACAUUUGGUUAUUUCAUGGCGAAUGAACUUCUUACAGAGCACGAUGAUGAAAGGUAUGAUAGAGAAUGGAGCUCGACAAGGUCUAAAGGAAGGCUUUGAGCAGUUCACUACUUUACUAACUCAGUCUGUUAAACCAGUUGAUUCAAAGGAUAUUGGUUUAAACAAAGAACAGAUUUUGGGAUCAUUGCAAGCUGAACCCAAGUCAGAUUGGAAGUUGGCGUUCCAGUACUUUGCUAAUUUUACUGUAGUUUCCACAGUUUUUAUGGCCUUGUAUGUAAUAGUUCAUAUCUGGCUAGCUGCUCCUAGUACAAUUCAAGGACUAGAGUUUGUUGGGCUUGACUUGCCUGAUUCAAUUGGUGAAUUCAUUGUGUGUGGUGUUCUGGUUCUGCAAGGUGAAAGGCUGCUGCAGAUAAUCUCACGCUUCAUGCAUGCCAGAGCUCAAAAGGGAAGUGAUCAUGGAGUGAAAGCACAAGGGAAUGGAUGGUUACUAACAGUUGCUUUGAUUGAGGGAAGUAAUUUAGCAACUGUAGAUUCAAGUGGGUACUGUGAUCCAUAUGUGGUGUUCACUUGCAAUGGGAAAUCUAGAACCAGCUCAAUCAAGUUCCAGAAAUCUAGUCCCCAGUGGAAUGAAAUAUUUGAAUUUGAUGCAAUGGAAGAGCCUCCUUCCGUACUGGAUAUAGAAGUAUUUGAUUUUGAUGGACUUUUUGAUGAAGCUACAUCCUUGGGACAGGCUGAGAUUAACUUUUUAAAAUCUAAUAUAUCAGAUCUAGCUGAUGUGUGGGUUCCUCUGCAAGGUAAGCAGGCUCAAGCAUGUCAAUCUAAACUGCACUUGAGAAUUUUCUUGGACAAUACAAGAGGUGGACAUGUAGUUAAAGAGUACUUAAGUAAGAUGGAGAAAGAAGUGGGGAAGAAGAUAAAUCUUAGGUCUCCUCAAACGAAUUCAGCCUUUCAGAAACUCUUUGGCCUUCCACCUGAGGAAUUUCUUAUCAAUGACUUUACCUGUCACCUGAAACGGAAAAUGCCUCUUCAGGGCCGCCUGUUUCUGUCAGCUAGAAUACUUGGGUUUCAUGCCAAUAUAUUUGGGCACAAGGCAAAAUUCUACUUCCUUUGGGAAGACAUUGAGGACAUUCAAGUUUCUCCUCCUACUUUGGCAUCAAUGGGUAGUCCAAUUAUUGUGAUAACUCUCCGUCUAGGAAGAGGACUGGAUGCUAGACAUGGUGCAAGGACACAAGAUCGUGAAGGCAGGCUGAAGUUCAAUUUCCAGUCAUUUGUAUCUUUCAGUGUAGCUCAUAGGACAAUCAUGGCACUGUGGAAAGCCAGGUCCUUGAGUCCAGAGCAGAAAGUGCAAAUAGUUGAAGAAGAGUCCAAAACCAAAUGCCUCCAAACCGAAGAGAGUGGAUCCUUCUUAGGCCUUGAGGAUGUUAGCAUGUCUGAGAUUUAUUCGACUACUCUCUCUGUUCCUAUUAGUUCCUUCAUGGAGAUAUUCGGUGGCGGUGAAAUGGAUCGUAAAGCUAUGGAGAGAGCUGGCUGUCUUAACUAUUCUUGCAGUCCGUGGGAUUCAGAAAGUGCUGAUGUAUAUGAGCGGCAAAUAUAUUUCAGAUACGAUAAGCGUGUGUCCCGUUUUAGAGGAGAAGUGACUAGUACUCAACAGAAAUCCCCACUUCCCGAUAAAAAGGGUUGGCUUAUCGAAGAAGUAAUGACUCUCCAUGGAGUUCCACUUGGGGACUAUUUUAAUCUUCACCUAAGAUACCAAAUCGAGGAUUUAAAAGCAAAGGGAUGUUCGGUGCGAGUGCUUACUGGAAUUGCAUGGUUGAAAAGCACGAAGCAUCAGAAAAGGAUUGCCAAAAACAUCCUCUCAAACCUAGAAGAUCGCUUAAAGGAAUUUUUUAGAUUGUAGUAUAGACAGGAUUCGCAGAUGAAUGUCGAUAUCUCCUUACUGUAGUUUACAUGUUGAUUUUCUUUAGUGCUUGUUAAGUUUGCAUGUUUGAGAUCUACCCAGAAUUGCAUAAUAGCCGCAAUCAGGAUGAGUAUCUCGAUCAAGUCAACCCCAAAUUUUGUUCAAAAGCGAAUGUGACAACCGGUGGCAGGCAGGUUCCUUGGCUUUGGAACCUAGCAGUGAAUGUAACCCUUCAUUGAAGCAGACCUACCAAAGGUUUAGUUUAUGAAAAUAGAGGUCUGUUGAGGCUCUUUUUUUUCUUUCCCAUUUCUGGAUGAACAUAUUCAUUGUUGCUCUUUUUAGCAACACUUCAAACUGUAUUUUCUGUUGUACUUUGGAUGGAAUUGUGAAGAGCAACUGUUGUUUCUUUGACAAAACUGCUCUGUAACCAUACUUUAAAUGCAAAAAGGAACAUACAUGUUUAAUAAAA